GUUUGGGUUCGGCAAUUUCAUCAACAGUAUAAACGUGUUCAGGGCUGGUUUCAGAGUUAAAAACAGAAGAUUCUGGAAUGAUCUCAAGAAGAACUUCUAUCAAGAGAAAACAUACUCUCCAGGAUUAAAUAGAUAUUAUGAAGUCUCAUUGAUUGGUAAGGAGCCCAGCAAUCUCUAGUGAUAAAGACCAGGUGCUCCUAUGAGAGUUUCAUAAUGACAAUACUUUAUACGGAGGCAAUACUACUUAUAAUAUUAAAUAUGAGCCAGAGAAAAAGUGUAUCCGCUGCUAUGGACUUCACAAGCUUCAGAAUUCAGGACUUUUGAAGUAUAUGACGUUUAGAGAACAGAACUUUACUAAAGAAUACGCUUCACAGCAAUAUAUGUUCGGUGGAUUCAGAAGUAAAUACCAUGCAAUCAAGAGAAUGCACCUUGAGAAUGGACUAGCAAUUACUCUAGAGAACUUGAAACCUUCCAAAAAUUUGGUUGUAGAGAUGACUGUGACAGGUGACCAGUUCACUAAGAUUACUGUUGGUUGCUAUAUUCUUGAUCAUAAGGAAGGAUUAAACACUUAUCAGCUUCCAUUCAGGAACUUCAUAGAUAUGACAACGAAAUCUAUCUUUCCUUGUUUUAAGGAUUUUGAUAUCUUAGAUUUUGCCAUAUUCGCACAGGGAACUGAGGAAGGGCCUUACGAUUUCAGAAUUAGGAAAGUAGAUUUCAUCUAUAACAAAGAGUUUGAAAAUGAGAGCUUUAUUAAAAUGUCACAAGGAAGAGCACCCGUUAUGUUUGGAAAAGAAUUACCGAAAGAAUUGAGGGAAGAAGACCACCAGAGAUCAACGACUCCCAUCUUUGACCAUGAGGAUGCAUCUAGUAGAAAGAAGAGAGCUUCAAGUAUCAAGAAGAGACUUGACGAUAUUUUCUAGGAACAAAUCAUGAGGAUUUCA
Molecule: messenger RNA, 941 nt
Organism: Moneuplotes crassus
Lineage: Eukaryota; Ciliophora; Spirotrichea; Euplotida; Euplotidae
Source: the annotation of a GenBank genome assembly